This is a messenger RNA of Lactuca sativa (garden lettuce), 563 nucleotides long. Its product is annotated as mitochondrial import receptor subunit TOM7-1. NCBI's taxonomy places the organism in Eukaryota, Viridiplantae, Streptophyta, Magnoliopsida, Asterales, Asteraceae. Gene Ontology annotation, biological process: protein import into mitochondrial matrix. The record is from RefSeq and is a predicted model, not a curated record. Gene Ontology annotation, cellular component: mitochondrial outer membrane translocase complex.
CUCUUUUCUAAACUGUUAACACCAUCGUCCAUCUUUCAGAGAAAGGGAAAAACAAUGUCGUCGAAGGUGGCUCUGAAGGCGAAAGGGAAAUCAAGCAAAGGAUCAAAGCCAUCACCUGAUAAUUCACCAUCAAAGCUCUUGAAGGAAUGGAGCACAUGGACCAUGAAGAAGGCUAAAGUCAUCACGCACUACGGAUUCAUUCCGUUGGUUAUCAUCAUCGGUAUGAACUCCGAGCCUAAACCCUCAAUUUCUCAGCUUCUCAGCCCCGUUUGAUCGGUAAUAAUCCUUCAGUAUUCGUCGACUUGAAUCCUGAAACGAAUCAAUUUACUCUAUGUUGAAAUAUCGACUGUUCCCGCGAGUUAGGGUUUAUAUUUUUCUGUUUUUUCGCAUCCUUCUGAUGGGUUCUUCCAGUUACCUGCUUGUCUCAUGAAGAAAUAAAAUUUAGGGAUUUUGUGAUGCAUCUAUCUUUAUUGAUAUCAAGUAUAUUAACUAUAUUUACAUACAAAUGGAUUUCUUGAUUUUGUUAUGUGCGAAAGAAAUUGGGGGUUUUUUUGUUUAUGAAA